This is a messenger RNA of Selaginella moellendorffii, 1584 nucleotides long. Its product is annotated as probable glucan endo-1,3-beta-glucosidase A6. Gene Ontology annotation, biological process: carbohydrate metabolic process. Gene Ontology annotation, molecular function: hydrolase activity, hydrolyzing O-glycosyl compounds. NCBI's taxonomy places the organism in Eukaryota, Viridiplantae, Streptophyta, Lycopodiopsida, Selaginellales, Selaginellaceae. Bases 35 to 1474 code for a protein of 479 amino acids. The record is from RefSeq and is a predicted model, not a curated record. The transcript is spliced from 3 exons. Gene Ontology annotation, cellular component: plasma membrane.
UGGACCACCAAACACUAGCCAAGGAAAGAAGAAAAUGGCCACAGCCUUGCUACUGUUGCUGCUCCUACUCGGACCCAGUGAGGCAAUCCCAGUUCACAAUCAUCGCUACCACUACUACCCAAUCGGCGUGAACUAUGGUCAGCUCGGCAACAAUCUCCCCGUGCCGCUCAAGUCCGUGGAGCUCAUCCGGCAGCUCAAACUCGGGAGAGUCAAGAUCUACGAUGCAAAUCCUUCGAUCCUCUCCGCCCUGGCGAACACGAGCGUCAAAGUGACGGUCAUGGUGCCCAACCAGCAGAUCCCGAGCGUAGCAUCCAGCCAGAGCUUCGCGGACGAAUGGGUUAAGUCCAACGUCACGGCGUACUACCCAUUCACUAGAAUCCGGACGGUUCUCAUCGGGAACGAGAUUCUCUCGGACUUUAGCAUCCGGCAAUCCACAUGGCCAAAACUCGUGCCGGCCAUGAAGAACAUCCACAGAUCUCUUGCCAAGCUCGGGCUCCAUCGCAAGAUCAAAGUUAGCACUCCUCACGCGCUACUAAACGUUCUCCAGGGCUACGUCUUCCCUCCUUCCAAUGGAACUUUCAGGGACGACAUAGCCGAGCCAAUCAUCCGCCCCAUGCUGGAGUUUCUGCACUCCACAAACUCGCCCUUCUUCGUGGACGCGUAUCCCUUCUUCACCUGGGAGUUUAACCGCGCCACCGUUCCCAUCAACUUUGCGCUCUUCAAUGGAUCCGGAACUCCAUACCGGGACCCCGGGAAUGGCCUCGUCUAUGACAAUCUGCUCGACAUCCAGCUCGACUCGAUCACCGCCGCCAUGGCCAAGCUCGGCCACGAGAGCGUGAAGCUCGGCUUGGCCGAGACCGGGUGGCCAACCAAGGGUGGAAUCGACGAGCGAGGCGCCAACUUUUACAAUGCCGCGCUCUACAAUCGCCGCCUGGCCAAGAAGCUCGCAACAAAGCCUCCGCUCGGCACUCCAAAGCGACCACACCAGCAAAUCCCAGCUUUCAUCUUCGCGCUCUUCAAUGAGAAUCUCAAACCCGGCCCGGUCACCGAGAGAAACUGGGGACUCUUUGCGAUUGCAGACAAUGGUUCCACCGCGAUUCAAAAGUACGAGAUCGAUCUUACUGGCAGGCUUAGCGAUGGUGACUACAAACCCAUGGCAUUGCCGCCACCCGAGCCUUUACCAGGUACUGCUAAGAUAUGGUGCGUUGCUAACCAGAGUGCUUCGACUAGCCAGCUCCAGGGUGGCAUAGAUUUUGCUUGCGGCCCGGGUGGUGUCAAUUGUAGCUUGAUCACUGAUCCCGGCCAACCUUGCUUCUUGCCAAACACCACAAUCUCUCACGCCUCGAUCGUUUUCAACGCGUACUACUUUCUCCAGAGGACGAACGGAGGGAGCUGUGUUUUCAACGGGGCUGCGUUUCUAACUUCCAGCGAUCCAAGCUACGCAUCAUGCGAGUAUGCUCCAACUAUUAUCUGAGCGCUAUGAUCCUGGAGAAGUCAACUCACAAAUUAUGUUUCACACAAAACCAAAAGAUUGAAAACUGGUGAUUGCUUCUUCAAGUUGAAACAUGAUUGAAAUGGAAAGCU